Aspergillus pseudonomiae is the source of this 221-nucleotide messenger RNA. RefSeq lists its product as uncharacterized. The record is from RefSeq and is a predicted model, not a curated record. NCBI's taxonomy places the organism in Eukaryota, Fungi, Ascomycota, Eurotiomycetes, Eurotiales, Aspergillaceae. The transcript has a single exon. Bases 18 to 218 code for a protein of 66 amino acids.
CCACCAUCGAGGAACGCAUGGCAUCGAGAGACACCAAUCUGGUCUCCAUUGCAGAACACCAAGGCCGGCUCCUCAAACGGUGGGAGAUGUUGAAAGGGGUGGAGAAAGAAAUGGCAGAUAAAGGCAAGAGUUUAGAGCCCGCGGAGAAGCAACAACUAGCCCAGUACGCAUGGCGAUUCAAGACAUUGGAAGGAUUAGCGACCCAAAGAGCCGGUUGACCA